AUGCUGCUUGUUUUGCUGGCAAUCUUCUUCGAAUUCAACGCAGGUCAGUUGCAGUCUGGUUACGAAGAACAGUUGAUCACCAGUGAAAUCAGUAACAAAGCAAAUGCUCACGAGUUCGCCCAUGAAGCAAGUCUCGGUACUGUCGGGUCUGCAGAUAUAAUCAAUGUAGCAGCAACUGCUCCAAAAAUCCGAUACGGUAUGUCACAUGAGACCAUGCAGCUCAAACCAGUGAUAACAAGUGGAUCUAUCCAAACCAUCACCCAUAAUACCCGCACAAUACCAAUUGUACUAGAAAAAACAGUCCAAGCUGGCGAGUCUACAAAUGUGUUCGACAUUGCUCCAUCACCUUCAAAGAUCCAACUCGAUAUAGCACACGAAACCGUAAACCUCAAGCCAAGAAUAUCAAAAGUAUUUUACCGCACUUCAAGUGGAAUUACCAAGGAAGCAAACCAGGAUAUUGCAAGUAGUGCGAGCGUGCGUGGACUCAGCCAGGAUGGGUCGCUGAAUGUCAUCAGCGCUGCUGCACCUUUUCGAAAAUUUCAACUUAAUAUGGGGCACGAAACCGUAGAAGUUAAGCCAAAGACAACAAAUGUAUUCUCCCACGCUUUCAGUAAUUCCCAAGAGGAAAAUCAGCGAAUUGUAGGUACAACACGCGUCCAAGGGAUUAAUGAAGCACAUCUUUACGCCGGAGAUUCGACGAACCUGAUCAAAAUUGCGGCACCACCUCCAAAGAUCCAGCUCGAUAUAAAUCACGAAACCAUGAAUGUUAAGCCAAUGAUAUCAAAUGUAGUCUCUAAAAGUGUCGAUGAAAUCACCCAAGAAGCAAAUAAAGAUAUUGCAAGAACGAGCGUUGGUGGAAUCAAUCCUGAAGAGUUGAUGAAUGUGGUCAAAGUAGUGGCGCCACCUCCAAAGAUC
Messenger RNA from Cylicostephanus goldi, 915 nucleotides. The record is from the annotation of a GenBank genome assembly. NCBI's taxonomy places the organism in Eukaryota, Metazoa, Nematoda, Chromadorea, Rhabditida, Strongylidae.